AAUAUCCUCUCUCCAUAAGUCUUUGUCUUGGUUACAGGGACUGUAACCAGACAGGCUGAUUCCGAUCUUAGCGAUCUCGUUGGUGUGUAUGGUGUUAUCAGUUCUGACAACUAUCUAGGAGCCAUGUUGUGAAGACACGUGUAAACAUACAACAAAAGUUUGAGUUAAAUACGGUACUUGACUGGAAGCCAAUGCAACUGGAUCAGAACAGGCGUAAUGUAUUCGUAUUUUCCUGUCCACAUUACCACUCUGGCAGCAGUGUUCUGUACACGCUGAAGUUUUUCCUGUAUUGCUUGUUCACUCCAUAUAAUAGGGCAUUUCCAUAAUCUAAUCUCGAUGUUACCAAAGAGUUCACAAAUAUUUUACAUGCAACCUCAGAGAUGAAUGGAUGAAUGAUACCUAUCCGAUGGAUGUGCAAGUAGCAUGAUCUUGCAACGAAACUACAUUGCUUGUCAAUAGUAAGUGACUUGUCAAAAAUUGUCCCAAGAUUUUUCACACAAUCGGCCUCAGUUAUAAUGUAUUCUCCAAACGAAAUGUAAAAUUCAAGAUUUUCAGAUCUAUUUCGUUUCGGAACGAACACCAUGAGUUCUGUUAUGUCCUGAUUCAGCUUUGAUAAGUUUGAACCCAUCCAGUUGCGAAUAUCUGUUAGACAUGCCACAAGUCAUUCUAAAAUAUCAUCUCAGCUAUCCUGUGGUUCAACCGUGAUAAAAAUCUGACUGUCAUCAGCGUAGCAAUUGAAGAAAAUCCAUAUUGUGAAUAUCACACAUAUGACCGAUGGGUUAAGUAAACAGAGAGUAAAGUCGAGGCCCGAGAACGGAACCUUGAGGGACGCCAAUUUUUAUUUCUUGGGAUUCGGAUAAUUCAGAACCACUGACGUCUACCAAUCAAAUACGACCUGAUCCAAGAUAAAGCUGACCCAGAUAUACCACCAAAUUUUCGAUGUUUCGACAAAGAGAUCGUCAAGAGUUUCCUUCAUAGAUGACGUACAAUCUAACGGCAAAGAGCAUCAGAGAUCUGGGAUCUCCAUCCGAAAUUCCUCGACAGUUCCAUCCUACAGUUCCAAACAAUUGCUUACUCUAAGUUUUCUGGAAAAAUACACAUCAUGUCGCUGGAUGAUAGCAUUUUCAGGUUUAAUGAUGGUCACGUGUUCUAUUAUGUUACGACAAUGUAUGAGCAUGAUUGUCGUGUGCAUGGAAUCCAAUUAUGACGCCGGAUCCAAUUUUAACAUGGGAAACCAAUCAAGCACAAAUGAAACGAUGAAUUCCACAGCUCAGAGAGGGCAGUGGGACAUUGUUUGGGACAGUGAGAUGGAGGGCCUAAUUUUGCAGUCCUAUUUCUACGCAUUCCCCAUAUCGCCUUUGAUUGCCGGGUAUCUGUCUGGAAGAUUUAGUGGGAAGAAAGUGGUGAUUGUUAUGACAUUGUGUCUGGUUCUUCUCUCAGCUGUCUUGCCAAUUGCUGCCACAGUCAAUCCCUACCUUGUUGUAGUUCUGCGAUGCUGCAUCGGAUUAUCCGCGGGAGGUCUACAACCUAGUUUGACGGCGAUUAUUUCCAAAUGGGCGCCAGUGUCUGAGCGUGCUCAGAUAGUUGCUAUUGCAAAUGCAGGUACGAUGAUCGGAUCAAUAUUUUCCUUUUCGCUCUCUGGAUUUAUAUGCAUGAUUCCAAUUCAUAACGGAUGGCCGUUCAUUUUCUACAUCUUUUGCAUUGCCAAUGUGUUGUCUCUGCUGUUAUGGGUGUGUGUGGUAUACGACAGACCGGAUGAUCAUCCCAGAAUUACGUGGAAAGAACGGGCAAUCAUCAACUAUAAACGGCGGGACAGCACACUAGAAAAGAUGCCCUCCCCUCCUUGGAUAAAAAUCGUGACUUCCGGUCCUUUCUGGGGAGUUAUGAUAGCCGAUAUGUCAGACGCCUUUCUUGUUACGACCAUAGGGACUUUCCUGCCUUUAUACAUGAGCGACGUUUUGAAGUUUGAGAUUGCUACGAAUGGUUUGUUGUCUUCUUUACCAUCCAUUGGUCGGUUUGUCGCGGCCAUUGCUAGCGGAAUGUUGGCAGAUAAACUAAUGAACAAGGGAUAUCUCUCGGUAACUGCCACAAGAAAGAUUUUUCAAGCCUCAGGUAUGGUGUUGUCUUCACCGUUUCUGAUUUGGAUGAGUUACAUGGAGCAAUCCGAGAGGACAACAGCUGUUAUUCUACUGGUGACAUACUGGACAAUUCAAUCACUGAAUAAUGCGGGCUUCCGAGUCAACCACAUCGACAUCGCACCUAGGUAUGAGGGAAUGAGAGUGAAAGACAGCGAAAUAGCACUACAGAUUAUCGACAUCGCACCUAGAUUUGCUGGUGUUUUGAACGGCAUGACACGUAGUAUGGCGUCAGCAGCUGCAUUACUUUCACCCAUCGUUACAUCGGAGUUAACCAAAAACGGCACUCGAGAGGAAUGGCAGACCGUCUUCUUUAUCUGUACCGGGGUAGGACUAACAGGGGCCAUGGCGUUCGUCCUCCUUGGUAGUGGAGUGGAACAGGAGUGGGCCAAGGACCCCAACAUGAACGUUGAGAUAGAUGUGUAUACCACGGAGGAAGAUAAAAAUACGGUGCUAAGAAUUAUGGGUAAUGGAACUGAUAAAGAACAAGAUGGGGACGUCAACGGAAGUUUGGACAAUGUUAACGAAAUCCACAAAGGAACUGUAAAUAGAGCCUUCGAUGACCAGGAAAUUAAAAAAUUUGGAGGACAUGUGAAAUUGUCGUCUUCGUUUAGAUCCCAGUCACAUGAUUUUGAUGUACCAAUAACAGAUAACAUUGAUUCUUAUGAUGACGAAAACAAUAUUGAAAACGAAAGAGAUUCACCAGAGAUUCAUAAAACAGACAGGGAUAAUCAAUCCUUGACUUUCGUAGAGAAAAGAAAACACAUUAGAGAAAAUUCAAGACUGAAUUUUCCUGAAAGCAAAUAUUUAACGGAUGAAAAUGGUACCCAAAGUAAGGAGGUAGUUAUUACACGACUUUGAUAAUACUACGAAUCGUACAUGACUUACAGACUGCAUGGCAAUGAUAGAUGAAUAAAAAUAUCCAAACUUUGGAUGUAGUUGUAUAGUAAAAUUCAAAGAUGUUCAGAAUUCUAUGUUGCCUUUAUGCAUAUUGAAAGGUAGAUACACAAACACAGAGAACAAAGGGUUCAACUUUCCAGUUCUUUCGAAAUCCAAAUACAUGUACAUGCACUCAACAUUAUGUUACUUGCAAUUUGUAAUUCUAAACCUGAAAGACUGCCAACUUUGAAAUAAUGUAGAAAAAGAAAAUAUAUAUCUAUUUAUUGAUAUGGGGCAAAAUGAAACAAAUCAUUGUACACAUGUGUGUAAGUGUAUUAGCGAAAACAUCUCAGAAAAAUCAUGUUGCUAUAUAUAUAGUAAUGAAAUAUUUUGGAUUUUUUACCAUUCCUGAAUAAUUCAAUAUAA
Messenger RNA from Ostrea edulis (European flat oyster), 3440 nucleotides. RefSeq lists its product as uncharacterized. Gene Ontology annotation, biological process: monoatomic anion transport; transmembrane transport. Gene Ontology annotation, molecular function: transmembrane transporter activity. The transcript has 11 exons. The record is from RefSeq and is a predicted model, not a curated record. Bases 1113 to 2996 code for a protein of 627 amino acids. NCBI's taxonomy places the organism in Eukaryota, Metazoa, Mollusca, Bivalvia, Ostreida, Ostreidae.